Molecule: messenger RNA, 1194 nt
Organism: Mercenaria mercenaria
Lineage: Eukaryota; Metazoa; Mollusca; Bivalvia; Venerida; Veneridae
Product: trophoblast glycoprotein-like
Exons: 1
Coding region: 1-1194 (397 amino acids)
Cellular component (GO): membrane
Molecular function (GO): protein binding
Source: RefSeq, a predicted model, not a curated record
AUGGCCGACCGGGAAUAUUAUAACAGGAUGAUUUCGUUUCUUUUCGUUCUUGUGUCUUUAGUUUUAUGUUUAGGACAGGACCUUGAAGAAAAAUGUGCUAAGGAUUUAGAGGGAUGUUAUUGUACCGACAGGUAUAUCGAUUGUUCCGGAGCGGAAUUCACUGAUAUCCGUGAUAUCUAUCCAUACAUUACAAACCAGACGUACCGCAUACACAUUACAGGGGGAAGAAUUUGUUCCAUACCAGAUAAUGUGUUUGAAAUUAGCGGCGUGAGUGGACCUUUGAAUAAUGUUGUGUACCUGAAUCUGUCCGGAAAUAAUAUUGAGACGGUGGGACGAGCGUCAUUUCAACAACUUCCUAAUCUACAAGUCUUAGAUUUGUCCUACAGUGAUAUUUUGGUAAAUUUGUGCGAUCCACAGAAUGACUUUUCGACAUCUCUAGCACCACUGAGGAAUAUUGAGGAACUUUAUCUUAGUCAUGUCUUCAGUAAAGAAGUGUCGGGUUCUUGCGACCCAGGGAACGUUUUCCCACAGACCAGAAUGAGCAAUCUGAAGAAGCUUGACAUGAGUUCAAAUAACUUUAAUCUCAUCGGUACGAAAAUGGACCACUUCUUAUGUGACACAAUCAGUAUCCAAACCUUAAAUCUAUCAAGAAAUGAUUUCGGCAGGUUUCCUGUUUCACAAUGCAUGACAAACGUGGAAGUACUUGAUGUGUCAAGUAAUCUAAUUUCUGUUCUGUCACCCGAGGAAAUGGAUGUCGUUGAAAGUUUGGUAAAUCUGAAGGCUCUCUAUUUAGGCGGCAACCCUUUCCAGUGUGAUUGCUUUUUGGAUAAUGCAUUUCACUGGCUUAAUGUCACAACAGUUCCUCUAGAUUUCGACAAAAUUGUUUGUGGAGGCGAAACGGAUAUAACCCAAAUAAUUGGAAAGCCAAUAAAAAGUCUGAACUAUACGGAUAUUUGUGAGGGGCCUGAAAUUAUUGUAUGUGGUUUUUGGCCGUCUGGAAGAAAGAUAUACUUGAGUAAAACAACCUUCAUUGCGGGACUAUCGGGAGGUGUUGUGUUGAUUAUCUUCGUAAUAACUGUUGUUGUCGUUCUGUGCCGACGACGCCGUCAGCGCCGUAGACAGCAUCAUUCCAUGGCAAACUCGCAGAUAGUUCCAGCUGUCGCGAAAACGACUGCGUAUAGCAGGAUGGUGUAA